AUGGCACGACCACGUGCUCAUUCUGGCGCUGAUGGGCCCAAGGAACCUCAUUCUGUAUCUUUAAAAGUUUUACGAUUAUCGCGACCUUCAUUAUCAUAUCAAUAUCCACUGGCACGAGAAGAUACGAGGAUAUCACCAAAAGCAUCUCUCGCAUAUCCCACCAACGAUUUUGAUCCUCAUUUUAUUCUUAGUCCUAAUGUCACUCUCCCACCAGCCUUCGGCUCAGCCUACGUAGGCGAAACAUUCGCCUGUUCUCUAUGCGCGAACAACGAGCUACCGACGACAGAUAGCGCGAAAAAGGUGGCCUCAGUCCGGAUUCUGGCGGAGAUGCAGACUCCAUCUCAAGUAUUCCCUCUGGAUUUGAGACCCGCAGAUGACGACAACCAUGACGGAACUCUAUCCAGGACGCCAGGUGAAGGAUUAGACUAUGGCCAAUCGCUGCAAAAGAUUGUUCAAUUUGAUCUCAAAGAAGAAGGGAAUCACAUCUUAGCUGUUAGCGUGAGCUACACCGAGACUCUACUCACUGAUACACUCGCGUCGACUCAGGCGGCGAGCGGCGGCAGAGUCAGGACGUUCCGCAAAUUAUAUCAGUUUAUCGCACAACCAUGUCUGAGUGUGCGCACAAAGGCCUCGGAAUUGACACCCGCCGAGGUAGACAACAAGUCUCUAGGGCCGUACGGGAAGACGCGUCUUUUGAGGUUUGCUCUAGAAGCGCAAUUGGAGAAUGUUGGGGAUGGGUCGGUUGUUAUUGAGAAAACAAUCCUGAGCCCAAAACCACCCUUCAAAGCUACAAGUCUCAACUGGGAUGUACAAGCCGCAGAAAAUGUGGAACGACCAAGCAUGAAUCCUAGGGAUAUUCUCCAAGUAGCAUUUUUGGUCGAACAGGAAGUCGGUCAACAAGAUGGACUAGAUACAUUACUCAAAGAUCUAAAGCGUGAUGGAAGAGCGACGUUGGGACAGCUUUCGAUUGAGUGGAGGAGUACGAUGGGCGACAGGGGAUUUUUGACAACGGGGAAUUUGCUGACGAAGAAGCGGUAG
Messenger RNA from Talaromyces marneffei, 1038 nucleotides. RefSeq lists its product as uncharacterized. Bases 1 to 1038 code for a protein of 345 amino acids. Gene Ontology annotation, cellular component: TRAPPIII protein complex. The transcript has 5 exons. The record is from RefSeq and is a predicted model, not a curated record. Lineage: Eukaryota; Fungi; Ascomycota; Eurotiomycetes; Eurotiales; Trichocomaceae.